CCGGUACCAGGUACUGGUACGGUACAGCGUACCUGUACAAGAUUCCGGAACCAGGGGGAACAAUGUAAGAUAUUUCAAUCGUGGAUAGGUGAUGAUGCCAAGCUCCCUCUUCGAAAAAGGUCACCAAUGAAAUCAACGUCAUCUCGAGAUCAUUGACUUUGGUAUCUACAGGUCCAGUCCUGAAGACCAAUCUAUGCUUCUGCUCAUUGUUUUCUCAAUUGAAACAUCUGCAAUCCGAUCAUCAUCAACGGUACAUACAACAUGACGACGGAUGGAGGCAACUGGAAAGAGCUUGUGGGUGCAGCCAGCAAACCUGGAGGUGGCGACUUGACAGUUGUCCACUACCAUUUGGAUCGAGGUAUUGAUCCCAACUACCAACAUCCAGAGUUUAUGACAACUCCACUGUUGGAAGCCAUUCGGGCAGGCAAUCAUGAAGCAGCCAAGGUUUUGUUGGAGCACAAACCCAACCAAGCCGACCCGACUUUGGAGGGUUCUUGGGAGGGCCAGACGCCGAUGGAACUAUCGCUGGAACUGAAGGAUCACACUAUGGUUGACACUUUGUUGACGUAUCUCCCCAAGGACUAUGACAAUGAGUGCAAAACUGUGGUGGUAACUGGCACUUGUCACCGAGACAUUCUGGCUCACUUUUUGGAUCUCGGCCACAGUGUCAUUGUUCUGACGGAGCAAGAAGAGUUAUCGCAUGAGGAAGAAACCAUGGCAGAAACUCUCCGUUUGGAAACUGGCAACACCAAGUUAUGGUACCAUCCAAGUGCGAAUCUCUCUGAGUUGCUCGAUAGUUCCAACAAAACCACUGCUUGCUGGAACCCUUCCAAGGUGGAUGUGUGGCUGCACAAAAUCAACAAACCCGACAACUUGAUUGACGACUUUGUAUCACAGUACCCAAAGGUAAAGGGAGCUGCCAAAAUCCUCCUUCUCUUGGAAUCAGGUGCUUUUGCGAAACCAGCAACCCAACAACAAUUGUCAUGGCUGUUGUCCACUAUCAGCCCCAAAGACAGCACCAUCUUUGCCUUGGUUGAACCUGCGACUUGGUGGGAUACCAUGACCUAUUCCUUUUGGUACAAUACAUGGUGCGCAUCAAUUGCUCGACUGUUGGGCUUGGUGCAGGCCAGUCUUGUCGAUCCACAUGUAGUCAACGAUUACGGCGUCCAUGGAAAGGCAUACACUUACAAGAGGCAGAACAUUGUACUUCCCGAUGCAGAGAAAAUCAGCGAUUCUGAUUCCAUGGGUUGGGCGAAACAACUGGAGACCAUCCAGCCUUGAGCGCCGCGGUAGCCCGAGAAAAUCCGAUCGUCUCUUUGUUGCAAGAGUGAGCAAAGCAAAACGAGACGAUUUAUCGAGAAUAUAGGCGACCACCCAUCGUCUCACAUCAGAACUGAAUGGGAGAGCUCUGUGUAUUCUCCUUAUACUGUACUCCAACAAUUUAAUGACGCCGAAUCGGCCGAUCCUACUGGGAUCUCCAUAUUACUAUGAUACGGUUGUAAUGUAAAAACAAUUUUCAUC
Seminavis robusta is the source of this 1521-nucleotide messenger RNA. The record is from the annotation of a GenBank genome assembly. Lineage: Eukaryota; Bacillariophyta; Bacillariophyceae; Naviculales; Naviculaceae.